AUGUGCAGUUGCAUUGAGGAAGGUUGCUCGGUGGAAGAGAUCGUCCAGAUCCAAGAGAAGCUGGAGCAUGACGAAGGCCGCCUCAAGGACGAGAUCAGAAAGCUGCAGGCGGAGCGGGAGGGCCACGAGGAAGUGUCCUACGAGGGCAUUGGCCUUCUCCGGCUGUCGCUAAGCAGAAUCCACAGUCUGAACAACAAGCUCCGCGCCAUGCUCGACGUUCACAGCCAGAACUUCAAGAAGGAGUUUGGAGCCUAUCUCGCCUUUGGCAACAGCGAGACCGGCGGGUUCCUGAAUUUGGUUGAGCCUCAAGCUGCUUGA
Messenger RNA from Effrenium voratum, 318 nucleotides. NCBI's taxonomy places the organism in Eukaryota, Dinophyceae, Suessiales, Symbiodiniaceae. The record is from the annotation of a GenBank genome assembly.